CGCUGCAACACCAUAGUUAUUAUCCUAGCACCAAAGCAAACACUGCAGAGGUAUAAAAACUGCCCCGCGUGCUCUCUGCUUAUUUUGGAGGCUGCGAGAACUAUAAAGGAUGAAGGCUUCUCUUCUUGUCGUGCUUGUCAUUGCCCUGUGCACGGAGAGCGCUUUCUCCUUGACAUGUUUCUCAUGCAAAGAUGCAACUUCCAACAUACACUGUCUCAGUACAACCACGUGUGCUGACCAUGAGAAGUACUGUCUAACAACAUAUUCUACUAAGGGAUUCGGAGAUGACCGUCAGCAAAGUAUUACCAAGAGAUGUGCUGCAUUUUGCCCAACAAUUGACCUGAAUAUAGGGAUUGCAGGUGUUGCCACUAACUGCUGCCAGACCUCCUUGUGCAACAUCAGUGGGGCCAGCAGCGUGAAAACCAGUUACACCAUGAUAGCUGUGGGUGUCUUGGCCAGUCUUGCCUGCAUCCUCCGCCUGGGGUUCUAAAUGGGAUGGGGGGAAAGGAGCUACGUGGCCUUGCAUGCAAGAGUUCAGUAUCUCAUUUGUACAGAAGUUUCUGCCAGGGUGAAUGCCAUCCUGUCUUUUCAACCUGGUGUGUCACAUCCCAUCAGUAAAUAUUUUUACUCUUUCCAUGCUCUGAUGGCCAUGCACAAGAGCAUGACCCUACCUCAGAAUGGUGUUUGGAACACCGUGUAUGCUCUGUACCACUCAUAGAGUACCAUACAGGCACCAUCUCUCCUACUACACAACUUUGUAACUCCAUGCAUUUUUUCCCUUUAUUUUGGCCCUACCAUUCUCCUGUGCCAUUUUUCCCUUUAUACCAUUUUCUCCCGUUUGAUAUUAGAUUUGUUAAACAGUAUCCGGGGACAAUAAAGUAUUAUUUUAGUCUGUUGUGUGAGUGCGUGGUAUGGCACAUAGGGUGCAGCAGCUGGGUGCAUCCACGUUACCAGCAACAAAAGUGGAAACGUUAGUCUGCAAGUUGAAUGGAAAUAACACUGAAAUAUAUU
This is a messenger RNA of Phasianus colchicus (ring-necked pheasant), 1011 nucleotides long. Its product is annotated as lymphocyte antigen 6E-like. Gene Ontology annotation, cellular component: plasma membrane. Lineage: Eukaryota; Metazoa; Chordata; Aves; Galliformes; Phasianidae. Gene Ontology annotation, molecular function: acetylcholine receptor inhibitor activity. The record is from RefSeq and is a predicted model, not a curated record.